Messenger RNA from Seminavis robusta, 4465 nucleotides. Lineage: Eukaryota; Bacillariophyta; Bacillariophyceae; Naviculales; Naviculaceae. The record is from the annotation of a GenBank genome assembly.
AUAUAUAGUUUUGUUUGGCUGUCAGCGUCCUCCCGCCUGGAUCUGUGAGUGACGGUCACAAGGCUGCUUUGCGGACUGACUAUUUGGUACCAAGUCUUCUUGUACCCAAACCUUGAUGCAACCAUCGAGAUCUCGAGGCUUGCCAAGGUGGUAUUGAUCGAUCAGGAAGGAGAGAGACGUAGGGAAGUGGUCCUGCCAUGACGCUCAAAAGGCACAAGAUCGACCUGCUUUCGGCGUUUCAGCCAAAGCAGAAGAACCUUGUCAACUCGUUCCUACCCAGUGGUGCCCGUGGUAUCGAUGCCGGAAACAUCAACUCAAGUGUCAACCUCCCGGUUGCAGGUCCAUUGCCAGGAGUCUCAAUGGACAAUGGAGGCAUUUUGCCACAUGUAAAGGACAAGACGGACCAUUUGGCACCUCUUUACGAUCAAAGUAAGAGGCAUGAUACGAAACAAGAAGUUGGAAGUUCGCCUCGUCCACAUCGAAAGAUUGACGUUCCUGAAAAACCAGAUAAGAAGCAUAGGCACGGGCACAAGAAGAAGAACAAAAAGUCAAGGAUAUAUGAUGAUCCAGCUGUGGUUGCCGGCUAUACCUCUGUUCCACUGCUAGACUCUGUCUCUCUCCCUCGGGGUGGGUUAACCAUCGAGACGAAGGCAGUAGGAAGAAUCCAGUUUGGAAUCCCUCCCGAGACGAUCAAGGACAGCAUGCGGUUGGGACUAGACAUUCCCAAUAUCUACAUCGUACCAGUUGAACGGUUCUGUAGAGAAAUGGGUCCUGCCUUGGGGAUCAAUUUGGCAGAAUUCGAGUUUCCCGGGUACUUUAACUAUUUUGUGAGGGGAAGAAAGGUAACCUUGGUGGUUGAUUCCGAUGAGGCUGAGACAAACAUUCGAAAUGUUUUCGGGGAAACACUCUUGGGACCUGCUCAGUUUCGAAAUCAUGAGUAUCCUAAAGCCAAUGAAGAUGAGGAUUUUGAUCCAAUCUUUCCAGAAGAUCAAAGACCCAACUUCUACCGAGAAUUCUAUCACUUUCGCACUGCGGAAAAGUCUACUGACUACAAAGAACUCAACAUUGAUACCUUGAUUGGCUUUGUGCACUUCCAGCCCAAUCAGGAAGACAGGGAUAACAUCAAAUCCACGAAUACUAGAAUUGGACUCCCUCCCGUCAAAGAGAAAUUCGAAGCUUCUCGGCGGCUGUCGGCAACAGGAAAAACCGUUCGAAUUGCCGAUGGCAAGGAUGACCACUCCGAUCCAGGUGCAGGCGCGGGCGCCAAUAAGCGUCGGUCCAUUUCGGUCAAUGAUCUCGAGGCCUUGUCCCUUCACGGCAUGGAAGGUUCUUCUUCCAAAAUGCGGGCACAGCGCAGAGGCAGCACCGAAAGCUCUUCAUCUCUCAUGAGCUCCUCUUCCUAUGAUGCUAGCAGCUCCUGGACAGAUGCGGCUUCGGUGCAGGCAGAUGAAUCAGGCACUCCUCGCACUACCUGGAUGUUUUCCCAAGUCAGGUGGCUAGGCGAUAUCGCGACGGUAUAUCCUCCUGAUGUAACUCCGGAACAACGUAGGACUAACAAAACCAAGCGUGUUGAAAUAUUCAAAAUGCCAGGAGGGACAGAGUAUGUAAUCCACGACGUCAACGACGAUGGAGUCAUUGUUGGUAAAGCUCGGUUUAGUGGGACUGUGAAAGUGCCCGAUGAAAUUGCUGUGGAAGGGUUUAUGGUUCCUGGUGAUGCAAUGGAUGAUGCAGCUUCAGGCACUCCCUCAGACAUUGAAAUUGGCGCAACGAUCGAAACAAAGUCAUACGACUGUGCUUCUACUACAGACCUGUUCACCAUUCCAAGGGCCGUCAUACCUCCCACUUUUCACCCUCCUUCUUUCGGACUUACCGUGCUGGGUAAUUCGCACGGUUUCGACAAGAAUGGAUCCACAAGUGGCUACGUGUUGUGGAUCAAUGGCCGUGGCAUAAUGAUUGAUCCACCGCCUUACUCCUCUUCCACUCUAGAACGAGAGGGGAUUCGCCCACAGAUGAUUGUUGCCAUCAUCAUCACCCACUGUCAUGCCGACCACGACGCGGGAGCCUUCCAGAAAGUCCUCACUGGUUCGAGAGUUGCCAUUAUAACAACCCCAACAAUCUACAAGAGUUUCAUCCGAAAAUAUGCCGCGCUGUCUGGGCUCAGCCAAACCCUUCUCCGUCACAGUCAUAGACACAGACCCGCCAUCAUUGGUCAAGCUCUCAAGUUCCAGGGUGCCAAAUUUCACUUUUCGUACACCCUCCACACAAUCCCCUGUAUCGCCUUCAAAGUUGAGUGGCGAGGUCGAUCGAUGGUUUUCACCGGAGAUCACCUGAACAGCCCACCGCUGAUAGCCAAGCUGGAGGAAAAGGGUGUGCUCACAAAAGGUCGCGCAGACAGUCUUCGGCAGAUUCCGUUGCAAGAAUGUGACCUUCUUCUCCAUGAAGCAGGUGCACCGCCCAUCCAUACUCCAAUAUCUGUGCUGCAGGAGCUACCCGAGAAAGUGAGGGAAAGGCUAUACAUUGUUCAUACGUCAGCCUUGCCACCGGAUUGCGGACUAAAGGUUGCUCCAACCGGGACAGCUGGAACAAUUCGCUUGGAUCAGAAACGUAGAGGUGGGCAAGUCACUCUGGGCAAUGAGAUAGCCGAGAUUGGAACUUCGCAAACGUCAGCUGUGUCAGCGUCGAUUGGUAGCAGUGCCAAGAGCCAUCAUGGGUCGGCUGCUUUUGACACUGCAAGCCUCGAUGAUGGCGGGCACCCCAGUCUGACGGUGACUGGCGCGUACAGCAGCCCCACUUUGGCAGACGCAUCACGAUUCCGUGGCCCAGGCGGGAUGAAGCUACCUCCGCUUGUUUUUCUCCGCCCAACUUGUGUUUCGGAUGCUUGGUUCAUUCUGAACCUUCUCUCGGCCGUUCCAUUCUUUUCAAGUCUUUCUUAUGUGAACACCAUGGAGGUCCUGGAGAUAGCGCACGUGACUCUGUUUUGCGCUGAAGAAGUUGUGGUACCAGCCGAUAAGAGGUUCGAGCUUCUCUGCGUGGUAUGGGAAGGGACAUUAGUUGAGCGCGACUGUUCCAAUGGAGAACGUAUGCUGGAGGACCAAAGUGACGCAAAUAGCGAAAUUUCCAGUGAUCUGGAGAAUGGAUCUGUUGACCGGAAGGACAGUUUGACUGUGUGGCACGCAGGUGAUUGGACUGGACCAGUAGCGUUGCAACCAGACUUCGAUCGUUCUGCUGACAAGAGCACCACGGAAAGACCUAGGGAUGUGGUUGCAGUAUCGCAAGAAGGCGUGAAGGUGAUCACAUUGUUGAUGAAGGAUCUGAACAAGAUAUUGAAGCGAGGCUCCAGGCUUUAUCGAAAGUAUCAAGCCGUCUGCGAAAAACAGGUUGCAGAAGAAAACCUGCUGAAAGCCACAGUGAAGGGAGGAAAGGGCAAACGAGAGACGGAGGAAUUGGAAAGGACCAGGAAGUUGCGCGGUGACAAUUUACUGGAAGUGCUCAAUUUCAAUUCCGCUCUGGGCAAGCUGACGGCGUUUCAGAAACGUCACCUUGAGUCCAUUGCUGAGGGGCCAAGAUAUUUCGAGGAGGGAUCGUCUUUGUGGUCAAUUGGAGACAGUGUUGACUUUGCUUUUCUAAUUGUCACUGGAACUGCUUUGUUUGGCCACAAGAGCGCCGAUGACGACCACAAUAGCAGUGGUCGAAGGAACUCGUUCGAGGGGGUUGUUAGUCGUCGAGGGUCGUCGGAGUUUUCAAUUGACGGGAGACGAGUAGAGGAAGACAAGUGUCUGGCUGUUCCACCCAACAGCGAAUAUGCACGCCUUGAGACGGCCCUGCAACACAGAGUCAGCAAAAUGGACAACGAUGUGUAUGACCACCCAAGGGAUAUGCUUCCCAGGGAGGAGCUAGCACAGAACGCUCGCGAUCGAUUUGCCAACAAGGUCAUGGCCAGGCUCUACUCUCGUCGAGCGUACACAUCAGGAUUGAUCUUCAGUCGGGGGCAUUUCUUGUCCGACAUUUCUCGGAUGGUGAGUGGGGACCUAUCUUUGGAUGAAAAGAUGAACAGGGGUCAUUGCCAUUCAUCCAAUAUGAUUGCCGGGCGCAACGGAUGUGUGGCGAUGGUGUUUCAACGAUCUACUCUUGUGCCAUUUCUGGAAGGGAAUCCAGGAGUUUUGCUCAUUCUGUUGGGGACACACGCAGUUGUGUAGACUGUGAAAGCUGUUCAUUUUGUGGGAGAAAGCGUGAGGACGGAGACUGUGCUGCAAUGUCGUCACGAACGACGAACGAGUUCAUGUACGGUAGCGUUCAAGCACAGCCGUCUGCUCAUGUUGCCCCGAUUGUGCUACAACUGUAGUUUCUAGAUAAUACUAUAUGGCGUGCUACAUACCGUACGGUAGCUAUAUCUGUUGUGUUGAUGUGUGUUACGGUUCUGCUGUGACUGCAGGCAGCAUCGCCCAGACUUAUUGUUUUCAUGACC